This is a messenger RNA of Calypte anna (Anna's hummingbird), 2021 nucleotides long. It is a transcript of the gene NUDCD3, whose product is annotated as NudC domain containing 3. NCBI's taxonomy places the organism in Eukaryota, Metazoa, Chordata, Aves, Apodiformes, Trochilidae. Gene Ontology annotation, cellular component: cytoplasm. The record is from RefSeq and is a predicted model, not a curated record. The coding region runs from base 47 to 1105 and encodes 352 amino acids. The transcript is spliced from 6 exons. Gene Ontology annotation, biological process: protein folding.
GGAAGCGGGUCCGGGCGGAUGCGGUGUGAGCGGUGCCGGAGCCGCCAUGGAGGCGCUGACGGAUCUGUACGAUCAGGCGCUGCUGGGCAUCCUGCAGCACGUCGGCAACGUGGAGGAGUUCCUGCGCGUCCUCUUCGGGUUCCUCUACCGCAAGACCGACUUCUACCGCCUCCUCCUGCGGCCCGGGGACCGCCUGGGCUUCCCGCCCGGCGCGGCGCAGACCAUGGCCCUGCAGGCAUUCAGAGUCUUUGAGCGGAUGGCCCGGCAGGAUGAUGAGAAGAGGCAGCUGGAGCUGGAGGCGAAGCUGAGGAAGAAGGAGGAGGAGGAGGAGGCCACCGUGUGUGCCGAGGGGGUGGAGCUGUCCCCUGCAGCCCAGGAGGUUGAGGUAGAGACCACAGUUGAGGCCGUCCCAGCAGCAGCUGCCGGGGGAGCCGCGGGGACGCAGGACUCGGCCGUAGCGCAGGACGCAGCCCCCAGCCCGGGGCUGGCGGAGCCCCCGGGGGCCACGGCCCCAGCAGCACUGCCCACGAAACAGGAGCAGUUCCAGACCAACCCUGACAGCUACAACGGAGCCGUACGAGAGAAUUAUGCCUGGUCCCAAGACUACAGUGACCUGGAGAUCAAAGUGCCUGUGCCCCAGCACAUCCUGAAAGGCAAACAGGUGUCUGUGGACAUCAGCAGCAGCAGGAUUCGUGUGGCAGUGCUGGAGGGAAGCAGCCAGCGCAUCCUCAUGGAAGGGAAACUCACUCACAAGAUCAACACGGAGAGUUCCCUUUGGAGCCUUGAGCCAGGGAAGUGCAUUUUGAUCAACCUGAACAAAGGGGAUGAGUACUGGUGGAAUGCCAUCCUGGAGGGUGAGGAGCAAAUUGACAUCGACAAGAUCAACAAGGAGCGCUCCAUGGCCACCGUGGACGAGGAGGAGCACGCGGUGCUGGACCGCCUCACCUUCGACUACCACCAGAAGCUGCAGGGCAAGCCCCAGAGCCACGAGCUGAAGGUGCAUGAGAUGCUGAAGAAGGGUUGGGACACCGAGGGCUCUCCUUUCCGUGGCCAGAAGUUCGACCCCUCCAUGUUCAACAUCUCCCCUGGUGCUGUGCAGUUUUGACAGGGGAGAAAAAAACAGCCGAGAAACGAAGAGGGGAGAGGAGAGGACAACCCCCCUGGGACCCUCACCUCCCAACGCUGACACCCAAAUAUGCCAACAGCACCUCCUGCCUUCACCCCCCAGCACUGGGCUGGGCAGGUGGUGGGUGCCCGGGGAAACCUGGUGGAUGCAGAUUUGCAGAUUUCCAGUUUUCUGUCCCGUCACCACGGCAACCUGAGCAGCUGGGACCCUUCUCCUCUCCUCACCUCGCUGCCUUGGUUUCCAGGAGGUGCCAGAGCUCCUUGGGUGACAGAAUUACUAUUUUGGGUGGCUGAGGAUGCUUCUUUUAGGGCUUUUUUGGGGUGCAGACUCCUCCCUGCCCCAGCACAGGGCAGCUUUGCCCCUCGCCAGCAGAGCUGUGCUCACCGCAGCUCUGUGGGUGAGUGGGGGGGUGAGCACCACCUCUGCUGUCCCCACCAGCUCCCCCUGACAAGGGCCUGUGCUGGGGUCUCCACUGGGUGCUGCCCCAGCCCCCUCCAGCACCGUGGGGGAGGGGGGGAAUGUCUCCCGGGUUCAUCCCCUUCCAGUCCAUCUCUGGGGGGUGGUCCAAGGGGGCCCCCUCUCCCUCGGUGGUGGCCAGAGACCCCAGCCAACCUCUGGGGUUUGCUUCCCCCUUCCUUAGGGGUAUGGGCAGCACUGUGGUGGGGAGAGGGGGUCCAGGCUGUCCACCAGCCCCCCCAGACCAGUGGCCAGCAGCUUCUGGGUUUCUCUGGCACUUUGGGGUCCAGGAGGCCCCUCCUUGAGCCCCUCCUUGAGCCAUCCCGGGGUUUGUAGUGGCCCCCACCUGGGGCAGGUAGGCUGGGAGUCCCCAGCCAUCACCCUGUGUCCCCCCCGUCUCCCCUGCACCUUGGUUUGCAAUAAAGAUGUCUCUCCAGCA